This is a messenger RNA of Mastomys coucha (southern multimammate mouse), 546 nucleotides long. RefSeq names its product SPT4 homolog, DSIF elongation factor subunit (gene Supt4h1). Gene Ontology annotation, biological process: regulation of transcription elongation by RNA polymerase II; positive regulation of DNA-templated transcription, elongation; mRNA processing. Gene Ontology annotation, cellular component: nucleus; DSIF complex. Gene Ontology annotation, molecular function: zinc ion binding; RNA polymerase II complex binding. Bases 10 to 240 code for a protein of 76 amino acids. NCBI's taxonomy places the organism in Eukaryota, Metazoa, Chordata, Mammalia, Rodentia, Muridae. The record is from RefSeq and is a predicted model, not a curated record. The transcript is spliced from 4 exons.
UACCUACAAAUGAAAGGCAACAGAGAGAUGGUUUAUGACUGCACCAGCUCUUCCUUUGAUGGAAUCAUUGCAAUGAUGAGUCCAGAGGACAGCUGGGUCUCCAAGUGGCAGCGAGUCAGUAACUUUAAGCCAGGUGUAUAUGCUGUAUCCGUCACUGGUCGCCUGCCCCAAGGAAUCGUGCGGGAGCUGAAAAGUCGAGGAGUGGCCUACAAAUCCAGAGAUACAGCAAUAAAGACCUAGCCUGGUGCAGGCCAUAGCAUCUUGUUCUUUACUUCUGUACUUGUUUUCUUGUGGAACUAAACAGGUGGGACCCCAAAGACUUCCUGCCCUCCACCUCAGAAUCAGCAGACUCCAUGAAAGCAGCACAUCCGGCCUUGAGUCAUCUCACUUUCUCUGACCACUGGUGAAGUGGGAGUGUCUGGGUGGAUUCUCAGAGGCUGUAUCAAGAGAGUAAGAUGCCGAUUUCCCAUCUCUGUUCAGGGUUUUGCCUUUGCCCAUGGGCAGGACGUUGGCUCAAAUAUCAAUAAAAUGAACCUUUGGAAUAUA